AUGUGUACAAUAAAGGACUAGGCAACAACUUGAACACCUUCUACUACAGAUUUGUAAAAAACACUUAACACCCCAGAGCCACCUAGGUGCACCAGUGACCACCAUCACACCUCUGACUCCCCUUCCUGCAUUGACCAUCUACAAACAGAUUGUGAGACGUACCUUCAAACAACUAAAAAUCUAAGAAGCAACACCAUCAGAACUUGCGUCCCCGUCCUACCUCAAAGUCUGCGAGGACAAGCUUCCUCGAGUCUUCAAACAGAUAGUAGAUUUCUGGAACUGUGUGAAGUACGAGCCUGUUUUAAACACUCCAUCAUCAUUCAAUCUCAGGUCUGAAAAACUAAAAGUCGCUCUGACAUCUGUGGUCAUGGAGUCCUGACCAUCUCAAGUGCGUCAUAGAUCCCCUGCUAGACUCUUUCCAGUUUCUCUAUUGAACCAACAGGUCCGUGGAUGACGCAGACGCUGCACUUCUUCCUAGAACAUCUUGAAGGCGGUGGCGGGAUGGGGUGUGGGGGUUUCCCCCAAGGAUGCCGUUUGUGGACUUCAGCUCUGCUUUCAACACCAUCAUCCCUAUCCUCCAAGCUUCUCCAGUUCAGCAUCUUGCCAGCCAUCUGCCAGUGGAUUUAUGGCUUCCUGACACACAGGACACAGUAGCUUGGUGUGUGCUUGCUGAAGUGGGAGCUGCUGAUUGGACGACCCUCGACGGUAGGACGCAGAGAUGGAGGACAUCCGGCGCCGAGGAAUUGGAACUGACUGGGUCAUCUGCCUCCUUGCCGUUGGUGCCAUGGUCCGACUUUCCUGGGGGAUGACCGAAGGUCAUGUGUGCGAGACAAGCCAGUUCAUCGGGAUUAUACGGAGAAUUUCAGUCAACAUCACCUGUGAUCUUCCCAUGAUGAUAUGUAAGUCCACCACCGAGGUGAUACGGGGGAGUAAGGUGACAGUCUCCGCUUCCUCCGCCACGUGUAUGUGGGACAUCACACUAUUAAACGGACCUAGCUCUAGUAAGUGUCGUUCUGAUCAUCGAGGAACGACUUGGACGGCAAUCGCAGAAGAGGAUUUCAUCAUCGGAGAGGUUGGGGAGGAUAAUAAGCCUUUGGGGUGGGGGUAUGUGGUCACGGUCAUUUCUAAAGAGACAAUGACGCGAAAAAUAACUCAAACACACUUGACUCCCAUCCUUGACACCUGUACACACCUAGCUCAAGCAGUGGUUGAAACCAAGAUACACUGGACGAUUCACUUUCCCCCGAUUCCGAUAUGUAACAGAAUAAAAAGGGCAUGGUAUGAUACUUUGUUGGGGGGAACGGGAACUGUAUUGGGAUUGGCAAAUACUGCUGAUAAUGAGGUAACUAGAACCAUGCUGUCCAAUACUGGAGAACACUCUGCAAGGGCCUUGCAUCAAGUAGGGGUUUGGCUUCCUAAGGCUCUGGUGGGACAAAAAGAAAAUGCAGAACUUUGGAAAAGAGUGUUUAAUUGGGAUAUCAAAUUAUGGGACGAAGCAGGGGAAGUGCUUCAGAACUUGACAAAAGAGAGUAACUGGACAGUAUGUAGUAUUCAAACUCUACACGCUGCGGCUCAAAAAGAGUCGUUUCUAAGGAAAGUUACGUCGGGAAAUUAUCAAGAGUGGCGGAAGGUUUGGAACAUUUCCGACUCUUUGUGGUUGACAUUACAUCCCGAACAUACCAAAUGUGACAAAAAUAAAUGUACGGGGUAUUGGACCCAGUACAACGUGACGACAACAAAGGUGGUUUGUAAAUAUCAAGUUUUGCCUGUCAUAACGACAAGAGGAUAUUGGUUUUUACACAUGGACGGAGAGUGGUUUGAACCAAAAACCAACAAAACAUUUAAAUCAGAUUUAUGUGACUUAACAGACCAAGCGUUGGCUUGCAGAUUACAACAUGCGUACUCGAAUCCGUGCCUAACCGACUCAGAGGUUGUACUUUGUGAUUGGACUAGGGAGCCAGCCAGAGAGAUGAUGUGGCAAGUUGGACCGCAUACUCUCUGUGUGGCUACAACACAAAAUAACUCACAAGUACCUUUGGUUCCUUUUGUAGGAUGCCUUCGAGAUGUACACAUAUGGCGCUGGGGAAACAUGACUUAUCGUUUGACCAACUAUUCGGAGUCCCGCAGGUUGACUGCGGUCCAGUGGGAGGUACUACGCUCCCCCUGGUCAGUGUCUCUGGAACGAUUCAAAUGCGCAUUGGAGAGUUCUACAGACAUACAAAAACUCAUCGAGUCACAUGCGUCUAACAUUUCCAGUCUCAUGGUGUCAACUCUGGUAGUAAGCGGGGAAGUAGUGCAUGCCGCUAAAUUAGUACAACAGGCGUCAGCUCAUCAUUGGUGGGGCAUCUUCACAGGAAUGUCCUCCACUGCGCGUACUACUUUCGUGCCACCCUUGAUCGUGUUAAUGAUUGUUGUUUGUGUGCUUACGCUAUGCAAUAUGGGAACUUGCUAUUAUGUGCGUCGCAUACGAAUAGAGGUAGAAAAGGAAAUAUAUAAUCGCCUAUAUUCAAUUGCUUACAUUUUGAAUGAUGGAAAAACAUCAAGAGUGGAAUGAAGUAAGAAUAAUUUUAUUGUGUUGUUUUUCCAUAUUUAAAAGAUGUUUCGCAAUAGCUUCGUAUAUGUUUCGCAAUACCUUCGUAUAUGUUUCGCAAUAGCUUUGUAUAACCUAAAAGAUCUUCGCAAUAACUCUAACCCUAUAACCAGCGAAAUCAUAAAAGGAUGUUUCAACAUAACAUAUGAGGUCGUGCAACGCCAUCUGUUGGUAACAAAGAAUAGUGUGGCGUCAGGUGGGAUGAAUUGGCCACUCACCCCUCCUUCCGCACACGCUUAGAGUAUAAAAGGAGAACUUUGGAUACUCUCGGUAGAGUCUGCUGCGGGUUGCGUACGGACGCCCAGCCGGUAUUGAAGCUCGCUCUACCUGGAGUGUUGGCUCUCCCUCC
This is a messenger RNA of Syngnathoides biaculeatus (alligator pipefish), 2939 nucleotides long. RefSeq lists its product as uncharacterized. NCBI's taxonomy places the organism in Eukaryota, Metazoa, Chordata, Actinopteri, Syngnathiformes, Syngnathidae. The coding region runs from base 719 to 2554 and encodes 611 amino acids. The record is from RefSeq and is a predicted model, not a curated record. The transcript has 2 exons.